CAUUCAGUCGGUCCAGAGGCGAGCUAUCAUCCGAGAGUCCUUGGCAACUAUACCAGAGAAAUGGCAGCCCGUUUCAUAAUCAGUGUGCUCCUGCUGGCCAGCCCGGCCGUUUGGGGCAAGCCCACCUUCGGACGCGAGCAUGUCCACAUCCGCAUUCACCUCCCGGAGAGCGGUGGCGACCACGGCGGUCAUGGAGGCGGUGACUUUGGAGGUCACGGGGGCGGCGACUUUGGAGGCCAUGGAGGCGGUGGGUACGAGAUUCACUCCCACGAUGGCGGAUACAGUGCUGGCGGUGGAGGUGGUGCCCAUGUCAACACCUAUGCCAUCAUCACCGAGAACCAUGCUUCGGGCGGAGGUGGAGGUCAUGGCGGAUACAGCUCCGGCGGAUACAGUUCCGGCGGAUAUAGUUCCGGCCACGAUGAUGCCAAGAUUGCCGCCAUCGCAGCUGCUGCUGGUUCGUCCUCCGAUCACGGACAUGGUCACGGAGGCGGCGGCGGACACGGCGGAGACUUGGGCGGCCAUGCCAUCGCCAACAUUGCAGCCAUCGCCGCCAGCUCGGACUCCUCUGCCCACGGAGGCAGCUCCGGCGGCUACGGAGGAUACAGCGGUGGUGGACACGGAGGCUACAGCGGUGGUGGACACAGCGGCGGAGGCCAUGAUACCCAGGUGAUUGUCGCUGCCGCCGCUGCUGGUGAUUCCUCCUCCGGCGGAUAUGGUGGAGGCUCCUCGGGUGGAUAUGAUGCAGGCUACUCCGGGGGCUCAUCUUACAGCGGUAGCUCCUCCUACAGCAGUGGCUCUUCCUACAGCGGCGGCUCCUCCUACAGCUCCGGAGGAUACAGCGGAGGACAAGGCGGUGGCUACAGCAGCGGUGGACAUGGGGGUGGCUACAGCAGCGGCGGCGGGUCCAGCUACGAUACCCAGGUGGUGGCGGCUGCCGCUGCCUCCGGAAGCGGUGGAUCCUACGGCGGAUCUUCCGGCGGCGGUGGGGACGGAUACAGUUACUCCGCCCCAGCUUCCGGCGGCUGGGCGGGUUCCAGCUCCAACUGGAAAUAG
Molecule: messenger RNA, 1053 nt
Organism: Drosophila biarmipes
Lineage: Eukaryota; Metazoa; Arthropoda; Insecta; Diptera; Drosophilidae
Exons: 2
Coding region: 61-1053 (330 amino acids)
Source: RefSeq, a predicted model, not a curated record